AUGCCGCCGAAGACGAACAAGAAGGCUAAGAAGGCCACGGGCCCUUCCAAGGCAGAGUUAUCGUUGCGGAAGGCGGCACAGACCACCCUGGAGCAAGGACAACAACAGACGCUUGAUGAACUCAUGGCGUGGCUGCAGGCCAAUCCCGCUCAAGCUGGGUCCAUCCUCGCUUCCAUCAAAACGAAAGCUUGGGAUCUAGGUCCUGCGACUGAGGAAGAGUGCGACAAGUUGCCACCGUACAUGAACAAAUUGAAGACUCUUCCGAAGGGGCAGCUGAUCGACUACAUCACGAAUCUGGUCCCUGGCAUGGGUCCUUGGCUCUUGUCCCUCGAUCGCAAGACCAGAAAGGAGGAGCUGUCCAAUAUCUUGGCAUAUCUCGUUCACAUGCAUCCCGCGUCCGCCCUCACGACGAAGCGAGAGUCGAAGUUGAAGAAGGACUUGGAAGAACGCUGGUCCCUCUAUGGGAACCGUGCAAAGACGUGGGUGGCUGAGGGCGGAGUUGAGGCGUUUUGGAAGCAGAACGGGUAUUGGUCCCUCGACAUCGAAGCCGGCAAGGGGUUCCUCGUUUACUCUGCCAAUGGGGAGGGGGUAUUCGACAAGAACCGCGUGGCCCUUCCUGAUGACAUGGUCUCAGAUAAUACCACGUUGGAAGGGGGCCAUCUUUUCGAUGGUGCUCUGAUCAAGAAAGGGGCGCUGAUGCGGGGAGUGGCCCAUCUCUUGUCAGAGCUCGGGAUUGCGAGCAGGUGGGAGAAGCCCCUCUUCCUGAAGGAGGUCCCCGGAGACAGCAUCGGCGCCAGCGCGACUCCGAGUGCUGGGAUUGGUGGCCCUUCUGCAGGAUCCAAGAAGCCGGACCACAAGAAGUCUAAGAAGGAAAAGAAGCGCCGUCGCAGUUCCUCCUCGGAUUCAUCCUCCAGCCCAAGAAGGAGAUCCACGUCGUCCAAGCAUCGCUUCAGCACGCCAAUGAAGGUCCGUCGCGAAACUAAGAGUGAUGCUUCCAGCCCCUUCAGCAGCAAGUCCUCCAAUGCUUCCCCAAAGGCCUCUCCCAAGAAGGCGAACAAGAAGAGCGGCACGCCGCCGAAGAAGAGCACGCCGCCGAAGAAGAGCACGCCGAUGAAGAGUGUCAGUGUCGUGAGCCCAUCCCCAAAGAAGAAGUCAAAAGCGGCUACCCCGCCGAAGGGCAACGGGAGCGUGCUGGUCGACUGA
Symbiodinium sp. CCMP2592 is the source of this 1203-nucleotide messenger RNA. NCBI's taxonomy places the organism in Eukaryota, Dinophyceae, Suessiales, Symbiodiniaceae. The record is from the annotation of a GenBank genome assembly.